This is a messenger RNA of Mus pahari (shrew mouse), 2057 nucleotides long. It is a transcript of the gene Kdsr, whose product is annotated as 3-ketodihydrosphingosine reductase. Lineage: Eukaryota; Metazoa; Chordata; Mammalia; Rodentia; Muridae. Gene Ontology annotation, cellular component: endoplasmic reticulum membrane. Gene Ontology annotation, biological process: sphingolipid biosynthetic process. Bases 71 to 1069 code for a protein of 332 amino acids. Gene Ontology annotation, molecular function: 3-dehydrosphinganine reductase activity. The transcript is spliced from 10 exons. The record is from RefSeq and is a predicted model, not a curated record.
CCCUCGCCCGCAAACCCAAACACUCCCGGCUGCUGGUGCACGUGAUCUCCCAGUAGUCGCUCGGGCAGAGAUGUUGCUGCUGGCCGCCGCCGGCCUCGUGGCCUUCGUGCUGCUCCUCUACAUGGUGUCGCCGCUCAUCAGCCCCAAGCCCCUCGCGCUGCCCGGCGCGCACGUAGUGGUCACAGGAGGCUCCAGUGGCAUUGGGAAGUGCAUUGCUAUUGAGUGCUACAAACAAGGAGCAUUUAUAACUCUGGUUGCACGAAACGAGGACAAACUACUGCAGGCGAAGAAAGAAAUUGAAAAGCACUCUAUUAACGAUAAACAGGUGGUGCUGUGUAUCUCAGUUGAUGUGUCUCAAGACUAUAACCAAGUGGAGAAUGUCAUAAAGCAGGCACAAGAGAAGCUGGGUCCUGUGGACAUGCUGGUCAACUGUGCAGGCACCUCGAUGUCAGGAAAGUUUGAAGAACUUGAAGUUAGUAGUUUUGAGAAAUUAAUGAGCAUAAAUUACCUGGGCAGCGUGUACCCCAGCAGGGCAGUAAUCACCACCAUGAAGGAGCGACGGGUGGGCAGGAUUGUGUUCGUGUCCUCUCAGGCCGGACAGCUGGGGCUGUUUGGUUUCACGGCCUACUCUUCAUCCAAGUUUGCCAUAAGAGGAUUGGCAGAAGCUCUGCAGAUGGAGGUGAAGCCUUAUAAUGUGUAUGUCACUGUGGCCUACCCACCAGACACUGACACCCCAGGGCUGGCUGAGGAAAACAAAACGAAGCCUCUGGAGACCCGGCUUAUCUCAGAGACCACAGCUAUUUGCAAACCAGAGCAGGUGGCCAAACAAAUUGUCAAAGAUGCUAUACAAGGAAAUUUCAACAGUUCUAUUGGCUCAGAUGGGUACAUGCUGUCCUCCCUGACCUGUGGGAUGGCCCCUGUGACUUCCAUCACUGAAGGACUCCAGCAGGUGGUCACCAUGGGCCUUUUCCGAACAAUUGCCUUGUUUUACCUUGGAAGUUUUGAUAAUAUAAUUCGCCGCUGCAUGGUGCAGAAAGCAAAACCUGAAGUUGUAGACAAAACUGCCUAAAUCUUGCCCCUUGGAUGAAAGACUGAAUCCAGUGAUUUGAACAGUGUGCUGCUAAUGGAACACAAGUUUUGGCCUCCAGACUUUUGUGUCUUGUUUUUGAAUGUGAGAUUGGACCCCGUGCUCUUCAGAAAUCUGGCUGUAAACAGAGGGACAUGAGGCCAUCUCUACAACUGUUAACACUAUGCAAAUAUGAACCAGGACACCUUUGAUUUUCUGGGCUUUAGGGGUGAUAGUGUGAGAACUAAUAACAGGAAAACAGGGUAAAGAAUAGCAUUCCAGAACAGUAAAUUCAGCUUUUUGGUUAUUCUCCCAUCCUGCCCAUAGAUAUCAAGAAAAAAUGUACUUUGUGGCAUUUCUGAGGUUUUUUUUUGUUUGUUUUGUUUUGUUUUGUUUUUUUGUUUUGUUUUGUUUUUGAUUUGGGGUUUUAACUUUUCAUGAAAGAUGGUCUAGGUUUUUAUUAGUCUUUUUUUCUUUUUUGUAAUUUUUUUUUACUGUAUGUUAUUCAAGGUGUGUCUUCCAAGUAGGCCUCUCAGCAUGUCCCGCUGUGCCUGGGACUCUUCUGCUGGUGAAGCUGGUUUCUCUCUCUUUGAUCCCAUAGAGUUCGAGGGGGAUGAGAGAGCAGCACAGAGGAAGGCAAGGGAUGAGUCCUUUGUGAUGGCAAACUGGGCUUUCUUGUCUUCUUAGACUGAUGCUUACAACGGUUUAAGUUUUAUUCAUGGGAAAGGCAGCCUCUUUACAUGUUCUCUGAAGAGAAAUAAAAUCUGAUAGAAGCUUAAAAGUUUACAGUUUCUUCAGUAGCCAUGGUGACCUGAAGUUCACAUUCCAUUUCAGCUCAGUUUCUAGUGCUUCUUAUCGCUCUUCCUAGUUCUGCUUAUGCUACUGUAUUAUUUUUGUAAAAGAAGGAAGAAAAAAGAGAUGGAGAUCGGUGCAAAUGUUUUUGACUUGACUUUUUAAAUUCAUGAAUUCAUUAAAAUAAACAAAAGCAUGA